AUUUUUAUCUGUGCAUUGCAAAAUGUCUUCUGAGCUGUCCUAUGCUGCAUAGCAAGUGUUUUAUUUUAUUUUUGCAGAGUUUUACAGUGUCUAAAUCACACGACUUCUAUUCACUAUUAAUUAUAACGUUGUCUAACGUGUUAAGGUGUAAAUGGAGCCCUGACAGGAGCGUAGUAGUGUCGUCAUAAAUCAUUUAGUAGGACCGACGCUUGUCACGCUAAUCAUUAUUUUGUAGUGUUCGUAAUUGGUUCCUAGACGUUGUGGGGAAUACCAAGUGGUGGUUGUGAUCGAUGGCGGCUUGAUUGUUUCCGCGGUGUGAUAGUUGGCGGGAGGCGCACUCCCGUAGUUAGGUGACUCAUUCGCGGGCUGGUGCAAGUUGGUAACCAUGGACACGGAUGAUGGCGAGUCCUCGAGCAGCGGGCCUAUGUCGAGCCUGAACAGUCUGUUCUCGUUUACAAGUCCAGCCGUCAAGAAACUGUUGGGGUGGAAACAGGGUGAUGAAGAAGAGAAAUGGGCAGAGAAGGCAGUGGACAGUCUGGUGAAAAAGUUAAAGAAACGGAAAGGUGCCAUAGAAGAACUAGAACGUGCACUCUCGUGUCCCGGCACACCUUCCAAGUGCGUUACGAUACCUAGAUCACUCGAUGGAAGAUUACAGGUAUCACAUCGUAAAGGCUUGCCUCACGUGAUAUACUGUCGCGUGUGGCGCUGGCCUGACCUCCAGAGCCACCAUGAGUUAAAACCCUUGGAGAUCUGCCAGUACCCCUUCAGCGCCAAACAAAAAGAAGUGUGUAUUAACCCCUACCACUAUAAGCGAGUCGAGAGCCCUGUCUUACCCCCCGUGCUCGUACCCAGACAUUCAGAGUUCGCUCCUGGACACUCCUUGCUACCUUUCCAAAGGACGACUGAACCUUCCAUGCCACACAAUGUCUCGUACUCUGGGUCAGGGUUCCCACCGUCAGCUAGCUCAGAGCUCCCGGACACGCCACCCCCUGCCUACUCCCCACCUUCAGAUGAUUCAGAACCACCCGGGGAAGUGGCUCCAGUCUCCUAUCAGGAGCCUCUAUACUGGGCUUCGGUCGCUUACUACGAGCUAAAUUGUCGUGUAGGCGAAGUAUUCCAUUGCAAUUCACAUUCUGUCGUCGUAGAUGGCUUCACGGAUCCCUCGAAUAACAGCGACAGGUUCUGCUUGGGUCAGCUCAGUAAUGUGAAUAGAAAUUCCACGAUCGAAAACACGAGACGCCACAUAGGGAAGGGAGUGCAUCUGUACUACGUGGGUGGCGAAGUGUAUGCGGAGUGUUUGUCGGACGCUGCGAUUUUCGUCCAAAGCCGUAACUGCAAUCAUCAUCACGGCUUCCAUCCUUCUACUGUCUGCAAAAUACCACCCGGUUGUUCGCUGAAGAUCUUCAACAACAGAGAGUUCGCGCAGCUGCUGUCGCAGAGCGUGAACCACGGGUUCGAGGCGGUGUACGAGCUGACGAAGAUGUGCACGAUCCGCAUGUCGUUCGUGAAGGGCUGGGGCGCGGAGUACCACCGGCAGGACGUGACGUCCACGCCGUGCUGGAUCGAGAUCCACCUGCACGGGCCGCUGCAGUGGCUCGACAAGGUGCUCACGCAGAUGGGCUCGCCGCACAACGCCAUCUCGUCCGUGUCCUAGCCGCCGCCGCCGCCGCCGCGACUGCACACCGCCCCCACCCUACCUUGGUAUCUGGUUUUAAAAUUCUUUAAUCUCAAAAAUCAUUUCAACUGUUGCAUUUUGUAUUUUAUACGAGACAAAAUAUUGUUAAUAGAUUUUUUUAUGUUUUGUGUUGUAACAAGGCCCCAAUUGGCAUUUUAUGAUUAUGCAGCUCAAAACCAUGUGUCCAAUUUAUUGAAUCGUAUUUUUUAAGCGUAAUGUAAUGAACAAAGACAUUAAGGUUUACUAUAAUACUUGUCAAUAUAAUUUAUGACGAGGUUAAAAACAUAUUGGUGUAAAUAAUGCUUAACGAUUUAUAUUUUUGGUAUUGCGAAGCACAAAAAAUUAUGUUUGCCAUAAAUCCGUUGGUAUUGAUGAUAUUAUAUGAUUUAGCAUGUUACUAUAAAUUUAUAAAUAUAUUAUCAUGAUAAGACAUUUUGUAUCUAAGUUUUAUAGACUUUAUGAGGUCUUAAGGCAUCUUCUUAAAUUGUGGAUUGUGUUUUAAAUGCUUGACGUAACAAAAAUAUGUAAAUAUCUUUAUCACUACAAAACUCCAUUGAUGAUGUAUACUUGAAGACAUAAAAUUGAUAACUAGGUUGAUGGGCUUCAGUAGAAAAUGUUUUCUUUAAUUAUUUUUUUUCACAUAAAGAUAUGAACUGUCAACUCCCAUUUUAAUGAUCUAUGUUUUAAGGAGAUACUUUAAGAAUCAAUUAGCUUCGAUUUAGUUGUAAUGCAAUUUUUAUUUUAUCUAACAUUAAAUAUCAUUAGUUUAGAUUCAGGGCUUAUUGUAUAAUAUUUUACAUCUAACUGUGGUUACAGAAUUGUAUAAAAUAAAUUAUUUACUAACACCAUUUAGUCUACCACAUGUUUCAGUUAAAAUAAGUAAUAUAGUAUUUGAGUUCAGGGUUUUCCUCUGAACAGUCAGUAAAUUUAGGACAUACCAUCCAAUUAAGUGGCUAAAGGACAAAUAGCCAAGUCAUUGAACGCAACGUUUAGCCAAAUAGUUGGAUUUAGUUUAGUCAUAUCGUCAAAGACAAAUUAACAAUAAAACUCUAGUAAUUUUUAUAUGUAUUACUGAUUGAAGACUGAAACAGAUUAUUGUAGAUAUUGUACAUUAAGCCACUGAUUCAAACAAUAUUAUGUAGGAAAGAUUAUGUGUUCUUUAUAUUACAGUUAUUGUAACUAUUAUAUAUGUGUCAUAUAAACUUUUUUCGACUCAACCCUUUUUAAAUCGAGUUCUUUAUAAAAUGUGAGAUGGAAGACAGACAAAAAAAAGGCCUACAGUGGUUUUUUAACAAAGAACUGUUGAUUUAUUAUUUGAAGACAUGUAUAAAUUGACUAAUUGCUGCAUAUAUGAAACAGGAACGUUCUUUUGAUUUGUGAUUAGAAAAAACUUUUACAAACAGUUGAGUCGAAAAAAGCAUUAUUUGUUUAAUUAGUUUGUGCCAUCAUAAAGUCGAGUCUUCAUUUAUCAUGUAAAUUGUGAACAGAAUGUUGCAAUUUAGUUACAUUAAGUUCUUAGUUAUUUUAUAUUGUAAAUGUUUAUAAAAAUAUUAAUUACCUAAAAGGAAAUUUUGAAAAACAACCGGAAAGGAGUUCAAUGCAACAAGUUUUUGAUCAGACUAGUUUUAGGGAGAACAGCUGGUAAAUAUAAUUAAAUCAAACCAAAUCAUGGGACAUGGACAGGUAAAGGAAAAUGCGAUUGAUCUCAAAAUAUUAAUAAGAAAUGAUUUAGUUCCUCAAAAAGAGCGACUGUUUCGUGUCCCUUAGUAGACCAAUUGAUAAAAUUUAUAUAUUUUCUAACGAGAUGUUUCAGAGACUAACGCUAAAUGAAAUGUGCUAAAGACAAGACAAACUAUUACGGAUCAAUCAUGCUUUUUAUUUUAUCAACUUAAUUAGUGCUAGGUAGAUUUUUUGACCGGAAGAAAAUAUUAUGUAUCUUUAUCGCAAAACGUACGGGUUUCUACAAUACUGCUAAAAUAAUUCGAUACCGUACGAAUCAAUUUACCUACUAGAAUUAUUUUUGCAUGACCUGGUAACUAGCACUAUUGAACUAAACAAUGCUCUUAUAUUAACCGCAAUCUUAACUGUUGAGGUUAACAAAUAAUAUUUCAAUUAAAAAGAGAACUUUUGAUAAUUAUAAUAUGCUUUAAAGAAAUUUAAUGACAACUAACCUUAUCCUUCAAUAAAGAUUCCUUAUUAUGUAAUACCAGUAUUUAUAUACGACGUAAACGGUAGUCUGUGUAUGGGAUCAUACAUUUUGUAUGUCAUCACAUACAUGACAUUUUGUUGAUAACCAGUGAAUUUAAAACAGUUGUAAUUUUGAGCGUAAGAUGUAAGAAUAAUUUUCACGUUUGGCGCUGCAUUUAUGAAUGAUAUAAAUUGAAUUAAAAUGUUCUGUAUGGUAAUUACAUGUGAAUUUGUUAAAAAAAAACCUGUUGUAAUUUGUAAAUGAUUGAUUAGUGAUCACAAUACCAUAUUUAUACACAAAAGAGACAGGUAUUGCAAAGAUAUGAAAUGUAAUAUAUAGGAUCAAAUAUGAUCACAUGAUAUUAUACAAUGAAUAAUGAAUAAAUAGUCUUUAAAGAAAUAAUGCAGCGUCAUAUUGAUAUAUACAUUUAAUGAAACGUGUUGUAAAACCUUAAUGGCCUCUUGAAUGUGCCUAAAGCAUGUAUAACCGUCCACAUUGAUACAUUGUAGUUGUAUGGAUUGUGUUUUUUAAUCUAAAUUGUAUUUUUCAUCAUAGUACCUGAAUGGUAUUUUUUAUAAAUGUUUCUUAUACAUAAAGUGCAGACAAUUAAAAAAUAACUGACUUUUUAGUCAGGUUGAAGUUGGCUUGUUCAAUCAAAUUGUUUUUUAAACAUGUUGACAAAGUUUGAGAAUAGCAAUGAUAGUAAAUUAAAUACCACGUUCUUACUGAAUAUCCUAUCAUUUGAACAUUUUAAUGUUGCUUCAGUAGGACAGAAAGUUUUAAGUUUUAAGAGUGGUAUGUACUUUAAUAACAAGAGCAUGUAUUUUCAAAAAUUGAAUGACUGCUAAUCUGUUAUUGUCAAUUUUUAUAAGCGCUCAAGUAUAGGACGAAAAAGACGACAUUAAUUAAAGAAAAAAACAUUGACACAAUCCAUACAAUUAAACUAUUUGUAGUAUACAAAAUUAUAUGUAUACAUUCAUAUAUUUGAUUUACAAAACGUUAUUUAUAUUUCACAUGAUAUUGGCUUGUUGGUCAUAUACGCAAUUUAUAUUUAUAUAUAAUAGUGCCUUUCAAAUACCUUGACAAAUGCCUUAUUAUUUUAAUUAUAACAUGAAAAUAGUAUUCAUAUUAUUAUAUGUAUUUGGAAUUACGAUAUUGCAUUUUCUGUUUUAAUAUUUUUUAAUUAUUUGACCAUAUUUUUAAUAGUAAUUCGUAGACUAAAUACCAUUUUAUGCCUUAUUUUUUCGAAAUCAUAUUAUUAUUCAGUGUUAAGUGAAAAGUGGGUGCGUUUCUCGAACAUUCUAUGGACAUAUUACAUAUGAUUAUAUACUCACCUACUUUUUAUUGUAAACGCUGUAAAUAUCUGUUAUAAAAGUAGAUACUUGUAAACUUAUGCUGAUGAUAUUACAUUGUAUAUUUCAUACUAAUAUUGAUUGGAUUGCACCCUAUAGGUAUUUUGCAUUUUUUCUACAUAUUAUUGUAAUAAAUUUUUAAUAUUACAUGGUCUCUUACACAUGAUGUUUGAAUUUACAAUAAUUGUGUUUUUUCAUCCAGGUAACACCGUCACUGUUCCCUAACUCUACCAAUAGAGGCGCUAGUGUGAUCUACACUAGCACCCCUAGUGGUAGAGAUCUGAACUAAAUAUAUAAAUUGAUGGAAGAGGCGGUAAAAACCACCUAUAUUGUUACUUUAUGUCCAAUUAAUUUGAAAAAUUAUAUUGAUUAUGUAUUUAAAUCGUUUUUAACUUGAAUAUUAUAUUGAUAUUAAUUUCGGUACGAUCCAAUCAAUAGAUACUAAUGAUGGUUAUAUGUGCGUAUGAUUUCGAGUGAUCUUUGUCGCGUUAGAGUGAAAUGUUAACUUGUACAUAAUGUUUUACGGCCGUGUGGUGAUUGUUAUGUCGUUUUGUUUUGAUCUUUUGGAUUUUACAGCUCAUUAUGUCCUUAUCUGACACAGUAAAUUGUACUCAAACAGCUCUGCAUAAGGUGCAGUUUUCAAUGACUUUAUUCAAAAGAUUUUUUUAAUCUGAAUAGAACUAUUAUACAGAUGCGUUGUAAAGUCCUAAAUAUCAGCUUGUCUGUUGUUUUUGAGAGAUUGCUAUAAGUGUUGUGUUGUCGAAUUUUGUAUGGAAUAUGUUUGUGUGGAAUUUACGGCUCCCCGUCCACUUUGGCGUAACGUGGAAAGUGAAUCGCACAAAAUAUAUUUUUUUCGGUAUUUCCGCGAUAGAAAGAUUCUUUAUAGGACUCACAAAGUGUGACCGUUUUUCGAAUAUAAUAUCAGAACAAACGGCUGACUGGUAUCAAUGAAAAGACCAAACCUUCAUGUAUGUUUUAGUUUAAAUUGGAAGCAAGUAUCAUCACCCAUUUCCACGUGUGAGGACUUCAUGUCACGCCACAGUGGGUUUAGAGCUUUACGUACAAAAUUGUGAAUGUUUUCUUUCGCUCUAUUACUGUAAGAUAAGUAGGUGUAAACGCAUAGAAGCCAUUGUUUAUGUAAUUUUUAGUAUAUUUUUCUUUGUUUAGCAAUUAAUAAAGUUUCUUUUAUUGAUAUAA
This is a messenger RNA of Trichoplusia ni (cabbage looper), 6412 nucleotides long. RefSeq names its product protein mothers against dpp (gene Mad). Gene Ontology annotation, molecular function: DNA-binding transcription factor activity, RNA polymerase II-specific; RNA polymerase II cis-regulatory region sequence-specific DNA binding; I-SMAD binding. Gene Ontology annotation, biological process: regulation of transcription by RNA polymerase II; BMP signaling pathway; anatomical structure morphogenesis. The record is from RefSeq and is a predicted model, not a curated record. Bases 386 to 1654 code for a protein of 422 amino acids. Lineage: Eukaryota; Metazoa; Arthropoda; Insecta; Lepidoptera; Noctuidae. Gene Ontology annotation, cellular component: heteromeric SMAD protein complex. The transcript is spliced from 3 exons.